Anopheles coluzzii is the source of this 5650-nucleotide messenger RNA. It is a transcript of the gene sdt, whose product is annotated as protein PALS1. Gene Ontology annotation, biological process: establishment or maintenance of polarity of embryonic epithelium; establishment or maintenance of epithelial cell apical/basal polarity; protein localization to plasma membrane. Gene Ontology annotation, molecular function: protein binding. NCBI's taxonomy places the organism in Eukaryota, Metazoa, Arthropoda, Insecta, Diptera, Culicidae. Gene Ontology annotation, cellular component: adherens junction; plasma membrane. The record is from RefSeq and is a predicted model, not a curated record. The transcript has 15 exons. Bases 1129 to 5220 code for a protein of 1363 amino acids.
GUGGUUGAUUUGGGGUGGAGAGAGAGUGUGUGUGUGUGUAGAAAGAAUAGCACGAUAAAAUGGUCCAGCUCGCACACACAAACACACACACACACACUUAAAAUCUCAGCCUCAGAGGGGGUUGCGGUAUUGACCAACCGACUUCAGGGCGGACGUGGGGUGUAGGUGAUGGGAGGAUCCGACCCGAGGUGACUCCACAAACAUUUUCGAACGUCAAAAUAGGCCCCCCGCGCGCACAAACGAACGGGUUUCGUUAGAGGAGGGUGAAGGGGAGCCUGAGCAAGAGCUUGGAGUAGAAGAGAUAGAGAGAGUAGGACAGAGUGCGCGAACGUGUACGGUGAACGAGUCGUAACCCACCGCACACACGCGCCAGUCCAGUCGCAGCCGCAGUCGGAUACCGUAGUGGACGACGUGUCGGCCCCGUUCGUCGCUUGGUUGUAACGCAAUCCGCCAGUAAAGUAAAGCCUUCCCGCGGUGGCUUCCGGUUCGUGUGUGUGUGCCUCCGUUUGUUGUGUUGUACUGUGUUUCGCGCGUUGAUCUGUGUGUGUGUGUGUACGUGGUGUUGUUGUUAUGAUCAUCAUUGCGUUUGCGGCGCGCGGCUGCAUGGAAAGUGAAAAUGUUAUGAAAUAGAUGAAAUAUUUUGCAGCCAAACCCACCCCACUUACAUCCGCCAACCUUCACACGCCCGAGCGCACUUCAAAUGCCGGUUGGGCAAAACCGUGUGUUUCGCUGAGUGUGUGUGUGUAUGUGUUUUGGUGUUUGUACGUACGCGUGCUCCCCCGUCUGUGUGUGCAGUGUCACUAGAGUGAAAGGUGUCAUUUAAUUACGAUCGUUCGAUUUACAUGCGCUAAUAGAUCACCUUGUAAGUGAGCGUAGCGUGAGCUAGUACCGGAAAAUGUGAUGGCACCAUCCUCCGCUUACCCGGCCCGGAUCUAUUAAACACUUCGUGUCGUAGCCAGUACAUACUGCCAUCACCAGCUCCUGCUGCUGCUACUGUUGCUACUCCAGUGUCUGAUAGCGGGCGAGCUGGGCAAUGCCGUGCAGGAUGCGUUUGUCAUCGCCGUCGAGCAGCAGGCCCGGGAGCGCCUUCAGCGGUUGUCCGCGCUCAAGCGGAUUACACCGGUUGACAUGUCACAGCUUUCGAUCAAACUCAAUCAGCAAAGCCAGGCGAAGGGUGGCGGCACGCAAGAUCUCAGCUUCCUGAAGGAGGCAUCGCCCAUCUACGUGACGUCACUCGCGAGCAACAGUGUUACGGGUACGAACACCAGCACGACGGUAACGGCCGGUGUGAAGACGACAUUUCCAGCGGGGGCCAACAACGCCAUCAACAACAACACCCUCAACAACAAUAACAACAGUACGGUGGGAGGCGGCGGUGUACUGAUGCAAAAUGCAACUAACAACAAUGGCACCACUAACCUGUCCAGCACCACUAACACCACCGGCAGCAGCAGCAGCAGCGGCAACGCAAGCCGGCUGCAGCAACCCGGUACCACCGGAAUGCAGGUGAACGUGGUCACUGGGCAGCCGGGAACGGGCGCAUUGGUGGCGGUCGCGGCGUCCAAAGGGUUGUCCGCGCUCGACCAGCCCAUCCCGGGCAAUAACAACAACGGCAGCGGCAGUACACUCGGUGGCGGUGCCGCACUGGCCGGUACGUCCGCCUACCACAGCCUGCACCAGCACAGUCUUGUAAAUAACAACAACCUCAACAGCAGCAAUAUCGGCAAACCCCAAGGGCUUGACGCAACCGCCAACAGUUACUAUAGUAAUCUAACUAACACCUUCCUAGCGAACGGUCAUGGUUCCAAGCGAGAGCUGGCUACACUGUCCGAGGGAGAGCUCGAGCCGCCGGACGAACCGCAGUACGAGUCGAGCGGUAACAUAUCGCGCGGUGGUACCGAAGUGCUGCUGGGAGAUCAGAACCUUCGCCAGGAAAAUCGGCCUCGCAGACGCAGCGGCUCCAGCAUCGUCGUGCUGGGCGGUGAUGACACCCUGAAGCCCUCCAUACCUAUUGAUGACUAUCAGGAGGACUUGGAAAUGUACAAUAUGUUAGCGGCAAACCAGGAUAAUGGACCACACCGGGAAAUGGCUGUCGAUGUACCUGAAUCGUUCAUAGCCAGAAACAAAACGCCUCCGCGCUAUCCACCGCCACGCAGCACGGUGACGGCGGCGUCGGCGGCGGCCAGCACACCGGCAACACCCGCGUCCACCCAGGUAAAUCACGUUUCCAACGCAAUGCCUCAGGUUGCGAAGCACCACCACCACCACAACCACCAUCAUCAGCAACAGCAACAUCCAAACCAUCAUCUUCAUCAUCAUCAUCCACCGUCGUCGGUGCAUCACAACACCCACCAUCAUCACGGUGGUGGUGGCGUGUCACUCGAGCUGGAACCGCUCGAUUCGUACAGUGAGCGGCACCUGUCCUCGCUGGACAGCAGUAGCCAGGAGUACGUGAAGAAGGGUAUUAUCAGCGGGGGUGGCGUUGGCGGCGGUGGCUCCAGCAAAGCACCGUCGUCACUCGGUUCGGUCACGAGCGAGUUCGAACCGUCGCUGAAUGGGUUCGGGCCACUGCACGGCAAGCACCACCACCACAGCACCGUCGGCGGUGGUGGUGGUGACUUGCUGCGCGGUUCGCUCAGCACCAACCGCAGCCCGUCGCCGUCGUCGUCGGGCGAUCUCGGACCGCCCGAGUACGAUGUGGGACCGCACCGGGAGCUGCCGGUCGACGUGCCGGACAGCUUUGUCGAGAUGGUGAAGGGGCCGCCCCGCUAUCCGCCACCCAAGCCGCUGAUCAUUAAAGACGCGAUCCGUAAGAAAGAAUCAUGCUCAUCCAGCGAAUCGAUUGAUAAGCCCAAACCGCAAACACAGUCACCGUCGCCGCCGGCGCGUAACGAGCUCAAUGGCUCGUCGAAACCGGUGCCACCGCCCCGGGAUCAUCUGCGGAUAGAGAAGGACGGCCGGCUCACCAAUCGCGCACCAGUACCAGCUCCACAAGUGCCAGAUCGUAAGAUUGUGCCGAACGCAUCAUCACAGCACCAGCAUAUCGGCCAGGUCCUGGAACCGACCCCGGAUCAGUUAGAUAGCAUUAAGAAGUUCCAGGAGCAACUGCGACGGCGAAGGGAGGACGAGGAGCGGAUAGCGGCCCAGAAUGACUUCCUGCGGAACAGUUUGCGCGGCUCGCAGCGGCUCCGCGCGCUGCAGGACAACCCGAUCGAGAAGCCGCCGGUCGGCGUCGACAACGAGGCGUACGCGGACGAUGAGGUGGUGGCGGUGGCAGCGGAGAAGAUUAUCGGGUACGGCGAGCUGGUGGCGGCACUGCAGCGACUCCAGGGGCACCUCAACAAGCACGGCCUGGCGGCACUCGCUGGCCGGGUGACGGCAGCCCAGAGCCUGCUGCUCGGUCCGGGCAUCGCGCGGGCCCUGGCCGUCCGGACGGCGGUCCUCGAGCGGCGGCGCCCGAAGAUACCGAACCCCAUCUGCCCCAAUGCUCAAGCGCUAGCGAAGGAUUGCGUCGAAUCGCUGGCCCAGUCCCGCUCGCAAACCGCGAUCGAGCUGUGCGAUCUGCUGUCCACGUACGAGAUGGAGGGUCUGCUGCUGGCGCACGAUCGGAUCGCCUCGACCACGGACCGUUCGCCGAUCGCUUCGUACGGUGGCAGCCCGAUCACCGUCCCGGUGCCGCUCGGCACGGCCAGCAACAACACCACCAGCAACAACACCACCACCAGCAACAACAGCAUCAACAAUAACACCUUGACCAGUGCGGUGAAACCGGCCACUGUCAUGCCAUCAAUUCCAAAUAACGCUAGUUUAGUGAACAAUAACAAUAACAACAUCGCUAAGAGGGAACCAAUGAGUGUGCCGCUCGGGGUGCUGCGCGACGGCAGCCAGGACCACAUCAAGAUCAUCCAGAUCGAAAAGUCGUCCGAGCCGCUCGGUGCCACCAUCCGGAACGAGGGCGAAGCGGUCGUGAUCGGGCGGGUCGUGCGGGGCGGUGCGGCCGAAAAGUCCGGCCUGCUGCACGAGGGCGACGAAAUACUCGAGGUGAACGGGAUCGAGAUGCGCGGCAAGUCGGUGAACGAUGUGUGCGCCCUGCUCGGCUCGAUGACCGGCACGCUCACGUUUCUGGUCGUGCCGGCGGGCGUACCGCAGAUACUGCCCGGGCUCGGUAUGCGCGAUCCGCCCGUGCUGCACGUGCGGGCCCACUUCGACUACGAUCCGGAGGACGACCUGUACAUACCGUGCCGGGAGCUGGGCAUCAGCUUCCAGAAGGGUGACGUGCUGCACGUGAUCUCGCGCGACGAUCCGAACUGGUGGCAGGCGUACCGGGAGGGCGAAGAGGAUCAAACGCUCGCCGGGCUGAUACCGAGCCAGUCGUUCCAGCAUCAGCGCGAAUCGAUGAAGCUGGCGAUCGCGGGCGAGGUGGGGCUGCGCACGCGCAAAGACAUCAACGGGAAGGCGGGCGGCGGCUCGACCCUGCUGUGCGCCCGCAAGGGCCGGAAGAAGAAGAAGAAGGCCAGCAGCGAGCAUGGGUACCCGCUGUACGCGACCGCCACCGCGGACGAUCCCGACCCGGAGGAGAUACUCACGUACGAGGAGGUGGCACUGUACUACCCGCGUGCCUCCCACAAGCGACCGAUCGUGCUGAUCGGGCCGCCGAACAUUGGGCGGCACGAGCUGCGCCAGCGGUUGAUGGCGGAUUCGGAGCGCUUUGCCGCGGCCAUUCCUCAUACGUCGCGAGCUCAGCGGGAGGGCGAAGUGCCGGGCCAGGACUAUCACUUCAUCUCGCGGCAACAGUUCGAGUCGGACAUCCUGGCCCGCAAGUUUGUCGAGCACGGUGAAUACGAGAAAGCGUACUAUGGCACAUCGCUGGAAGCGAUCCGAGCGGUGGUCGCUAGCGGCAAGAUAUGUGUGCUGAAUCUGCACCCCCAGAGCCUUAAGCUGCUGCGCUCGUCCGAUCUGAAGCCAUACACCGUGCUGGUGGCACCGCCCAGCCUGGAAAAGCUGCGCCAAAAGCGGAUACGAACCGGUGAACCUUACAAGGAAGAAGAACUGAAGGAAAUCAUUGCCACCGCACGAGACAUGGAGGCACGCUGGGGCCAUCUGUUUGAUAUGAUCAUCAUCAACAAUGAUACCGAGCGGGCGUACCAUCAGCUGCUGGCCGAGAUCAAUUCGCUCGAGCGGGAACCGCAGUGGGUCCCGAGCAGCUGGCUGCACAACUAGGUACCAUCGCGGCACAGAAGUCGCUCGCCGUGGGCAUCAUAGCAGCUGGGCUGGCCACAGCUGGCUAGGUAUAGGGCGGGAUUGGAGGGAUCUUACCGAGGAUGCAAGUCGAUCAGUCCCACGUAGCACGUGGAUUUGUAGGGAAACACCACAUUGCGUUAGGGAAGCUAUUCCAGCUGUAUGGGGAAGAACGGGCUUUAGGACCCGUCCGAACAAAUCAAGUACAGUGUAAACCGUAGGUAAUCACCACCAGAAGUCCAGAAUGUCGGUGUUAAGACCCGGAGCGAAUCUUCUUACCUAGACAUCCUAGCGAAAUCGUCAACUAUCGUACGUCGUACUCCCCCGUUUAAAACUCAAUAGAUUCUUAUUAUACAUAUGCAUAUAGAUACAUAUAUAUAUAAAUACAUACAUAAAUGUACGUAUCACUAUA